Messenger RNA from Dinoponera quadriceps, 1462 nucleotides. Its product is annotated as saccharopine dehydrogenase-like oxidoreductase. NCBI's taxonomy places the organism in Eukaryota, Metazoa, Arthropoda, Insecta, Hymenoptera, Formicidae. Bases 119 to 1390 code for a protein of 423 amino acids. The record is from RefSeq and is a predicted model, not a curated record. Gene Ontology annotation, biological process: glycolipid biosynthetic process. Gene Ontology annotation, cellular component: lipid droplet; mitochondrion; plasma membrane. The transcript has 8 exons.
GCAUCAGAUGACUAGUCAUUUAGGUUGCUUGCGUAUAGAUGUGUCAUUCUGACGUUAUAAGCUCGAUAAUUAGCUUGCUUCGAAGCAGUAAUCCGCAGAUAAAUCGAAUUAUUAGAAAAUGGCGAACAACCGUUUAGAUAUAAUAAUAUUCGGUGCUACUGGAUUUACCGGAAAAUAUGUAGUGAAACGUGCAGCUUAUCUUUGUAAAGAGUGGAAAUUGAAUUUUGGCAUUGCCGGUCGCAGGAAGGAAGCUUUAGAGGCUGUGCUUAAGGAAUAUGCUCCAGAUGCUGAGAACGUACCUAUCAUCUUAGCAGAUGUUAAUGAUGAAGAAUCUCUAAAGAAAAUGACAGAACGUACAAAGGUACUGGCUACUUGUUGCGGUCCAUACAUUAUUUAUGGAGAAGCAGUUGUUAAAGCCUGUAUUGCUACUCGCACACAUUAUGUCGAUGUCACUGGUGAAUCACAGUUCAUCGAGAAAAUGCAAUUGCUGUAUAAUAAAGCGGCGCAAGAGGCUGGUGUUUAUAUAGUGAGCGCUUGUGGCAUGGACAGUAUUCCAACUGAAAUGGGAAUCAUCUUUGCACAGAGAAAAUUUGGAGGAGAAGUUAAUAGCAUCGAAACGUAUGCGAUGUUUGACACAAAUGAAGUUAUACUUCCUUUUAUAAAUUACACAAGUUGGGAGUCUCUGGUGCAUGUCUUAAUGCAUUGGGAUGAAUUGAAGGAGAUACGCGCAAAAUUAUACCCCGAGAAAUUGCCUGAGUUCAAGCCGAAGUUAGAGUCCAGGGGUAUCAUACACAAAAAUGACAUUACCGGAGAUUGGUCAACAAUAUUUUUAGGCUGUGAUCGUGCUGUAGCUUUAAGUACACAGAGAUUUUUGUAUGACAAAUACAAGGAGAGACCUGUACAAGUUCGCACUUACAUGUCGUUGAAGUCUUUCUUUAUCCUUUUGUUAUUAUUGAUUGGUGCUACGAUCAUCAUGUUGAUGACCCGCACGGCGUUCACUCGUAAAUUACUUCUGAAAUAUCCGACUCUAUUUUCUGGUGGCAUAAUAGGACGUAGCGAAAACAUGUCGCACAAAUUAUUUAAAAAUACGCGUUUUACCAUGAUAUUUAAAGCCGUCGGGUGGAGCGCAAAAUUGGCUGAACCUACUGACAAGCACACGGAUCCACCUAAUAAGGAACUAAUUACGAGAGUCAGCGGUUUUGAACCAGCAUACGGUUUGACUUCCACUGCAUUGAUUUUAUCAGCGAUUAUGAUUCUUAAGGAGGCUGAUAAAAUGCCGGACAAAGGCGGAGUACUUACUCCUGGCGCUGCAUUCGGGAAGACAUCUCUGAUCGAAGAAUUGGAGAAAAAUGACGUUAAAUUCGAGGUGAUAAAGUCUAGCGAGAAUUAACCCUUUGCACUCGAAGUUUUUUUUCAUUCAUAUUACCAGCAACUCGAAGCAAUUUCAGUGGAAAGACCAUAU